Molecule: messenger RNA, 497 nt
Organism: Anopheles moucheti
Lineage: Eukaryota; Metazoa; Arthropoda; Insecta; Diptera; Culicidae
Exons: 3
Coding region: 1-234 (77 amino acids)
Source: RefSeq, a predicted model, not a curated record
AUGCAUAAGUGUGUUGCAUUGUGUUUCACGAUUUUGGCUUUUGUGCUAGCAACGCUUCUCCCUAUCGCGGGAUCAACGCUGCAACCUAAAGCUCCAAAUUUCCAAUAUUUUGAAAGGCCAAAGUACAGGUAUCCUUACUACGAUGAAAACGGAAAAGGGAAACUACUCUACGGCUAUGGAGGACCGGAGCUGUACCAAUACAAGAGCUUCUCUCCUUUGGACGGUAUUCAUUGAGCCCCUUGGGUUUUCAUUAAAUUCAUUUGCGUUCUGAAAGCAAUGGAACGACACGUCGGCGCAUUAUCAUACCAUUUUUUGAAGGUGGCAUCGCAUUAGUCCGCGACUGUUUCACACAUCCUGCCUUCACAGUCUAGCGGUCGGAUUACUGAUAUUCGACUUCUUUAAUGGUCAAGCCUUCUUUAACUUAAUACAACUAAGCGAGCUUAGGAGGAGCUGAACAUGAGAAAUAGGAAAUGUUGUGUUGAUACAUAAAAGUAAUU